ACCCUGGUCAUAUAUGGCAGAGGCCGCACAGAGUCCAGGCCUCCUGCCUCCUGGCCCUGGCCCAGGAGGGAACAGGGCAGCUGGCUUACUCAAGGCUGCCCUCGCCCCUGCAGGAAUCACUGAGAUUCUGAUGACCAGACCUCAUGCCUGCAAUGCCUUGGGGAACGUCUUGGUCGGCGAGCUGCUGGAAGCUCUGGCCUGGCUGAGAGAGGACCAGAAAGUGCGCGUCCUGCUCAUCAGAAGUGGAGUGAAGGGUGUGUUCUGUGCAGGUGCAGACCUGAAGGAGCGGGCGCAGAUGAGCGAGGUGGAGGUGAGGGUCUUUGUCCAGCGACUCCGCGGUCUGAUGAAUGAGAUAGCAGCCUUCCCUGCACCCACCAUCGCGGCGAUGGAUGGGUUUGCCUUGGGUGGAGGCCUGGAGCUUGCCCUGGCGUGUGACCUCCGAGUGGCAGCUUCCUCGGCUGUCCUGGGACUGAUCGAGACCUCUCGCGGGCUCCUCCCCGGGGCAGGAGGGACUCAGAGGCUGCCCCGCUGCCUGGGGGUGGCCCUGGCGAAGGAGCUCAUCUUCACAGGCCGACGCCUGAGUGGAGCGCAGGCCCACGCGCUGGGGCUGGUGAAUCACGCCGUGGCCCAGAACGAGGAGGGCGACGCAGCCUACCACCGCGCUCGGGCCCUGGCCCAGGAGAUCCUGCCCCAGGCCCCCAUUGCUGUGAGGCUGGGCAAAGUGGCCAUUGACCGAGGAAUGGAGGUGGACAUUGCAUCAGGGAUGGCCAUUGAAGGGAUGUGCUAUGCCCAGAACAUCCCAACCCGAGACCGGCUGGAGGGCAUGGCAGCCUUCAGGGAGAAGCGACCCCCAAAAUUUGUUGGCGAGUGACCUCCAUUUAACCUUCAGUACAGGAGAUGAAUGCCUCAAAGAGAAGGAACCAGAAGGAAAAUUUGAAGCAGGCCCACCCUCAUCGUUUCACCUCUUUGGGUGUCAGUUUCUUCAUAGGAUGAUGAUAGAUGUAAGAUGACUGGCACGAUGCCUAGUACCUAGGUGCUCACCAUACCACCUACUGCCUAUCUUCCUUAUCCUCACCCUGGCUAGUCGCUAGUGCCGGGUUUGUUGUCAGAGAAUGCUUAUCUCUCCCUACUCCAAUGAUAGACACUAAAACAGACCCCUUUGUCUUUGUAUCACUGGCUUUAGGUCCUGACCUCUCUGUUAUCAGGCUCUUACUAGAGAUGUCAAGAGAUUUAAGUUACUCCCAGUUUCUGUCUCUGGACAAUAGAGAGAAUAGGUAAACUCUGGUAUUGGCUGAACACAUAUCAGGAGUCAGACUGCAGACCCCAGCUCUCUGCCAACAACCUAGGACAAAUUGCUUAUUAAACUCUCUAGGCCUUAGCUUUCUCACUUGCAAAAUGAAACUGUUGUAAAGAUUAAAUAAAUAAAUACACCUCAUGUUCAA
Molecule: messenger RNA, 1442 nt
Organism: Carlito syrichta (Philippine tarsier)
Lineage: Eukaryota; Metazoa; Chordata; Mammalia; Primates; Tarsiidae
Gene: ECHDC2
Product: enoyl-CoA hydratase domain containing 2
Exons: 9
Coding region: 14-871 (285 amino acids)
Biological process (GO): fatty acid beta-oxidation
Cellular component (GO): mitochondrion
Molecular function (GO): enoyl-CoA hydratase activity
Source: RefSeq, a predicted model, not a curated record